AAGAGUACCUGCAGGUCUUCUGAGGUUGACAUCAAACCUUUCUACAUGUAGAAAGUUAACGCUACGUCUGUAUUCGUGGGCGUGCUCUUAUCUUGCUUCCCGCUUCGCAUUUAUUGUACGGUACCGCAAAGUAGAUAGAAGCAGAAGGGGAUUUGGAAAAAUCAAAGUCAUGUCCUGUGUACCCAGGCGGGGGCCGCACGCCGCGGCACGGCUGCUGUGUGCCACCUACCUGACCCAGGCAUUGCUGGGCCCUUCCAGUCUGGUGGUUCGCGGGAUCAAGCCCGUGACGCUGGUGGAGAAGACAAAAACUACGACAAAAUUGGCGAAGGAAGAGAUUGAGCCGGUUACCCUGGUGCACAAGAAAACGACGAAAUUGGAGUCUUCGGCCGAGGGAAAAGCGGAGAAACGGAAAGCAGAGGAAAAUAAAGCGGAGAUCAAAAAAAAGGCCACGAAAGAGAAAAAGGCGGAAGAGGGCGCAGACGCUGAGGAGAAAGCCGAGGAGAAACUCGAGGAGAAAGCCGAAGAAAAAGCCGAGGCUGAGGAGGGCAACGAGGCAUCGGCGGAGGAAGAGGUCUAUCAAAUGCAAAAAUGUCUGGGUCUGGGAGGUUGCGAGAUUUGUCAUGCUUGUCUGGCAUGACUCUGAGCCCUGUGUUGCAAAAACGCAGUUUCUCACGCGUAGUACGCAACUCAGAACCAUGGAAAAAACUUGUCAUGCUUGGCAGCGCACUAUAGUGAGUUCACUAUUCCCUCUCUUGCAUCACAAGUUUCCAGACCCAGACAUUUUUGCAAUUCAUAAGGUCGAGGAAAAAGCGGACGCCGAGGAGGGCAAUGAGGCCUCGGCGGAAGAGGACGCCGAGUCGGAGAACCAAGCCUGGCGGGUCGCGGCGAAACAAGAGCGGGUGGACAAGGUGAAAGCAAGAUAUGCAUUGUCGGACCGUGUCGUACUAGUAGAUUUUCAACAAAUGAUCGCACUUUUCAUUUUGUUCAAACUUGUUGAAAUAAUUAUCAGAAUGAAUGGACUUCGUCAACACGGUGGUUCACAACGAGGAAGCAAGAAGCGCAUGAUCUGUCAUGCAUGAUCAACCCGUUUAAUAC
This is a messenger RNA of Amoebophrya sp. A120, 1095 nucleotides long. The record is from the annotation of a GenBank genome assembly. NCBI's taxonomy places the organism in Eukaryota, Dinophyceae, Syndiniales, Amoebophryaceae.